AUGAACAGUCUUCAACUGUGGUUUGUUCUACUGAUCAUUUCGUUGCUGGUCAAACGUAGGUGUAGCUCGGACAUCACUGAAAAAAUUUUAGGCUGUAAAACCUAUCCUUUGCCGGUAUAUUGGGAGGAAUGGUCGUCCGAGGAGUUUGAUGUAGUUGAGCCAGUUCCGGUUUACGCGCCGGCGAAUGCGGGCUAUCCAUACUACGUUCCGGUCGUUGUGGAUCCGUUGACCGGCUUGCUGAAUACGAUUUUAUAUGCCGUUGGUUUUUACUAA
Messenger RNA from Bursaphelenchus xylophilus (pine wood nematode), 273 nucleotides. Lineage: Eukaryota; Metazoa; Nematoda; Chromadorea; Rhabditida; Aphelenchoididae. The record is from the annotation of a GenBank genome assembly.